This is a messenger RNA of Lycium barbarum (goji berry), 1482 nucleotides long. RefSeq lists its product as uncharacterized. Bases 16 to 1149 code for a protein of 377 amino acids. The transcript is spliced from 7 exons. The record is from RefSeq and is a predicted model, not a curated record. Lineage: Eukaryota; Viridiplantae; Streptophyta; Magnoliopsida; Solanales; Solanaceae.
GAAGGUUCUGACUGCAUGGAGAGAAACAGAAUACUAGAAAAUGUAAGGAAAAAAAGGAAGGAUCUAGGCUCCAAACGCUCCAAUAUUCUAACCUCUCAUCAACAUAACACGUGUCACUCUCACACAACUCCUUUUUUUCAUAUACAAAAGCUUAGCCACGUACAUUCAUUCAUCUUAAGCAAUUUAUUACUACUUAUAUAUUAUUCUUUGACUCUGCCCCCAAGGGAUUGGCGUGAGAAUAUGCAGAGAGGAAGAGGUGGCAGAGACAAUUUCAACUCCUUUAGCAGUCAAUUUGAUAGAUUUGGAGGCAUAAUGUCAAGUAUAUUUGGAGGAAGAGACCCUUUUGAUGACCCAUUUUUCACUCGCCCUUUCGCAAACUUGUCUCCGUCUUCCAUGUUACAUCCAAGAAUUCCUGCUGAUGAGUUGCAGCAGGUUGAUGAAGUCAGUGGGCCAGUAAUUCAAGAGAUAGAUAUGGAUGAUGAGGAAGAAGUAUCGCUUGAACUAGAGGAGGAAGACAGGGACGUUAAUGGCUCUAAGGAGAAAAGAGAUAGGGCUUUUGCUAACAGAAAUCCACUUGUUGAACACCCUGAAGACCAAACUGAUGACCAUAGCAAGAGCAAGAGCGUAAGCAAAGAUGUUACUCAUGGAAUGAAAGACUUAAAAUUGGAAGGAGCACAAUCGAAGACUCAGGGUAUGAGCUAUAGAAGAGUUACAUAUGGUGGAAUAGACGGGACAUAUUACAGCGCCACCACCACACGGAGGACUGGAAAUGAUGGAAGGGUGCUAGAGGAGAGCAAGCAAGCAGAUAGAACAACUGGUCAAGCAACACAUAGAGUCUCCAGAGGCAUUCACGAUAAGGGGCACUCAUUGACAAGGAAGCUUGCCUCCGAUGGUAAGGUGGACACAACACAAACAUUGCAUAAUCUCGAAGAAGAUGAAUUAGCUGGCUUUGAACAGACAUGGAAUGGCAAUGCUAAUAAGGAAAUCCCUGUCUGGAAGAGCGCAAAUGCAGGAACAAGUAGUGAUUGGCUGACGAACUGGAAUCCUGGAGUCCGAGAUCAAUUUAUUGGUGUGAGACCUGAUAACUGUGCUCAGUCAGGGACUCAAAGUGGAAGGCCAAAGAAGGUCGUCCGGAUCAAUAUAGAGUGAAUGUACGUAUUCGCCAGAUCAACAUCAAGCCCGGGAAUGGAGAACUUCCCGGUAGACUAUACUAUACCUGUCAAGCCACAACAACAACAAAAAAAAUAUCUACAUAUUUGGUAGUUGCUUAGAGUCAUGGUGAGAGGUGACAAGAGCAGUUGUACGUCUAUAAAGAAGGGAUUUAGUAUGUUAGUAAUAUUUUGUUUCUGGACGUUAGUGUUGGUUAGAAUCUGUUUAGCCAUAGUGAUUUUAGAUUGCUCGUCUUUCUGAAGAUGACUGAUAGAAUAAACAUAUCUGGAUGGUUUGCAGUAUCAAUGCUUUUUGUCAUCAGUGACAUUUCGA